Molecule: messenger RNA, 2664 nt
Organism: Cladophialophora carrionii CBS 160.54
Lineage: Eukaryota; Fungi; Ascomycota; Eurotiomycetes; Chaetothyriales; Herpotrichiellaceae
Exons: 2
Coding region: 1-2664 (887 amino acids)
Source: RefSeq, a predicted model, not a curated record
AUGAGGACCAGAAAUCGGAGCAUCAAGACGACGCCAGAACCAUCGAACUCCUCUCCGGAGGACUCAUCACUGUCAGAACUGGGGACACCACCAGAUACCCCUCCGAGCAUCCUGGGCUCCGGAACUCGCAAGCGAAAAUUGUCAAGCUCCAGCUCCAAUGAUCCCGAGACACCCUCGGAGUCGAAGCGGCCAAAACGAAACUUCACCGGGGCAGCAGCUCUGCCAGACCCGGUCAAAUCACGAAAACGCAGAGGAAGACCACCAGUCUCUAGACUCAGCGACACCUCUACCAACUCCAAGACACACAUUUCUCCCCCAGCCACCCUUCCAUCAAUCACUCCACCUGAAUCUGCCAAACCAUCAAGACGAAACUCGGCUGCGACACAAUCCGACAGUGCUGAAGCCGUUCCAGAAACCGUCGUGCAGGCACAAAUUCAAUCAGCGCCCGCUGUCGGAGAAUCAUCCAGGGCAUUGAGACGAAGCUCACGUCACUUCAAGCCAAGCAUUCUUCAAGGACCCCUUGCCGUCGACGCUCCCUCAAAGCAGCCUUCAUCAUCAACUGCUGAAGCGGCGCCUGCCAAUGUGCGGAAUCACAAACCUAGUGGUGCAGCAUCAGAUGCUUCGGAUACGAUUCCCAAGCGUAAGCGUACUCUACGGAGCGCCAAGGAAGCAACAGUUCAAAAGCCUUCCAACUUAUGGGACAAGGAGAAAGAGCUUUGGCCUGAAUUUGACCGAAACAACGUGAUCUACUAUGCUAAUGAUGGCACCACUCAAUAUCAUCCUGCAGAGGGAGAUGAGACGCCAGAAUCCCGCUCGCCGAAGAAGCCAGCCAGAGGCGGCGCCCGGGCAGGCCGUGGAGGCGGCCACUCCAACGGCGGUGGGCGCAAAGGCAAAUCUAGAGGCAGAGCAGGACGUGGAGGGAGUCCAGACCCGCCAGAACGAAGGCAGCCGCUUUCUCAAGAAGAGAAGGCCAUGAUAUCCCUUCUCAAGGCCAGGCAGCAGGAAUUGAAACGGUUCUUCCACGUCGUGGGCGCUCAACAAUUUGACAUACUCGAGCAAAUGGCCAAUCGCGAUCUCAACAGAAUGGCCAAGAAGGCAAACGCCCACAAGAAAGUUCCCGAGUACGCCACGAUUGUCGAAGAACUGGAGGCCGCCAAACAGGAUGCCGAAGAUCUCGCCAGGAACAGAUAUGACGUCCAAGUCGAGGCCGAGAUGCGACGACUAGAGGCGGAAAAGGAGGUCAUUGAACAACAAUGGACGAAUCGCAGAGCGGCGGCCCGCGAAGAACACCUCGCCGCGGCGGAAGGGGACAUCAUCUUGUUCGAGCGAGCCUACCGUGCCGCUCACGAUGACACGCACACUGAAUCCGGAUCCGACAUGAUGGAGUACUUUCCACAUUAUCACGAACUACCAGAACCAGGUACCCAACCACGGGGAUACUCAUCCAGCAGAAUCAAAGACGAGAAGCCGUUCAAACGACAGCUCGGAGAAUCCUAUGACGAACAGGCUCGCCAACAAGUGCUCAAUGAGGACGUUAUUGGCCCCUUGUUGAAGCAGAUUGAACAGAGAAACAAAGAAUGGAGAGCCGAGCAACAGUCUCACAAGUCUCAAACCAUGGACGCUCUUACCGAAGAAGCGGCAAGGGAGCUGGCAAAGAUCAGCGGUUAUCUUGUUCCACGACCCAUGGACAUGGCGGAAGCUAACAGCUACGCCUUGUCCGCGCUGGCCGACGUGUCCGAGUGGGUGGCGCAACAACCCCCCCUGAAGCAGUACAUCUACGUCCCUCUUGCGAAAGGCGAAGCUUUUCCAGCUCAAGGCUUGGACUUCUCCCCUCUCCCCGGCCAGGCCCCGCCACCGCCGCGUUCGCAGCAAGCUUACCAACAGGUCCUCCGAACGAAUUCUCGACCCCGUGGUCGGCGACUCAAAUAUCCUCCGUUGACCCACGAGCAGGCGCUGAGCGCAACCACUUCGUCUCCGGGACUUCCACCUCUGCAGCCCCAGCAUCAUACUCAACCUCAAGGAGGAUACUUUCCGCCGCCUACUACUACAGCACCACUCGCGAGUCCAUCGGUGUUCGAAGUCUCACGCAUCAUCUCCAGCGGCCCAGGCCAACCCAUCGCCCCUGCGCCGCCAAAAGCGCCCCCUGCUCCUGCCCGUCCAAAUGUUGAUAUCUUCCGCCACAACACCCGAUACCCACCGCCUCCGCCUCCGCCUUCACACAGCUCUCAUUCUCGGCAAAACUCAUUGACCACUGCAUCGUCGAGUGGCCCUGGCCCAUCGCCGCAACAGUCCCAGCCACAGUAUCAGCCUCAGCCUCAGCCUCAGCAGUACAUAUUUCAGACACCACAACAGCCAUUCCAGCAUCAAGCCGCGCCGCCACCAUCUUCAGGACAACAGUAUGGUCCUCCGGCCGGUGCGGCACCAGGCGUUGUCACUACUGCACCAGGCCCGAGUACAAGCCCAGCGGGACCAAAUGCCGCCAGUCCGUCGGGGUCUAUAGCCGGCCAACAGACGAAGAUGCCCAUGACGUUUGUGAAUCAGACGAUUGAAAGCAGGACCGCCGCCGGCGCCGGCAACGGCAACGGUAAUGGUAACGGGACCGGUGUGAAUGCAGCUGGAAAUGACAAGGGGAGUGGGAGACGUGUCCUGUUGCCAAAGUUCUAA